This is a messenger RNA of Paramuricea clavata, 6704 nucleotides long. Lineage: Eukaryota; Metazoa; Cnidaria; Anthozoa; Malacalcyonacea; Plexauridae. The record is from the annotation of a GenBank genome assembly.
AGACGCAUUAUUCGAAAAAGCUAAUGUAAGUACUUUAAAAAUAUGGAAAGUAUGUCGACGUUUCGAGCUAUAACGGCGGAGGGGGAAGCUUUUCUGUUUACUUGGCAUUGCCAGGCUUUUCAGGUAUACUAUUAGUUACUAUUAUGGUAUACAGUAUUCUAUCGACACGAUAGGUUCAAACGCUGGAUAAGGUAUUCUAUGCGCAGCACAUUUAUCAAAGAUUAAGUACGUUGAUGGAAUUUCAGGUAUACACUGCAGGUAUAUACAAUAUAUUCCAGGGAAUAUUGGGUAGUAUGAUUGAGUAAAUCGGCGUUUUGAAAAUCCACUGGCCAAACAUAAUUGCUAGACAAUAUUUGAACAAUGAAUUUCCGUUUUCGUUUCUAGCGAGCAACUUGAAAAGAAAUAUAAUAUGAGAAAUAUUCCGAAUAAUAACAUGACUCAUAAUAUUAAAAUAUUUAUUUGCAAGUGGUAGCUAAACUUGCUUCAAACACUCAUUAAUAAUUCAUUUCGUGUCAAAUUUUACAUUCGAAUAAAGCUACAAAAUUUAUACGUACUUAUGAUUCAUAAAUGUUCGUCCUGUUUAAGUAUAUCCAAAGUGUCUGCGUAACGUCAAUGUCGCCUUCAGAUAUAAUUCAGAUGUCAUGUUGUUAUCACUGGAAAAAAAGUGAAAUCCAUGCUACGAAAUUUGCAAUUGCACCACUAAAUCCAUAGUAUAUCCAUCCUAUUUGCAUAAUAUAUUCAUACUUUGGAAAUAUAUAAUUAUUAUGGAUAAGCAAUAUCCAUUUUAAUUCCAAUAAAGGACCAUACAAUUUCCAUUCUAUGACCUUCUGUGGAUUUUCAAUUUUUUUUCCAGUGCAUGUUACAUAAUUAUUGCAGCCUUGGCUCAUUUAGUUAAUAUGUUAACUGAUCUCCGCGGAAUAUAGUCUUAUCCACGCUUUGUAAUAAUAAACAUACAUGGAGGCUCCGUUCACACGAAUAUGAUCAUUUCUUCGCUGUUCUGCAUUGUUGAGUACCAUGCAACUAAGUCAUCAAUCGGCCGAUUAAGAACAUAUCGUUUGCUUCUGGGAUAACCGUAUACAUUGAAACAGAGUAGACACUAUACAGAAGACGGAAUUCUUGGUUUUGCCUUCACUUUUGGGGCAACCGUUGAAAUAUUGUCGCCAUUUUCCUAGCCAGCUGGCUUACGAGAAGAAUUAACCCCCCUGAAAUCAUUCAAAGUGGUGGACGUUAAGGGGGUGCCGGGUGGGGCGAAUACCUCCCGUAUUCCCAUUGGCUAUCGAAGGAUGACAAGUGCAUUUUGAUGAUGAAUAAAUGCCAACCAUGGCGUGACGAGGGUUACGCUUUCUUGGCUCAGACGGCGUAUGAUCUCUAUUCUAUUUAGCAUUGUUUCCCUUGUCAAUGAAGAUAUCAGAGCAGACGAAAUUUCGUACUGUUCCGAACUCGUGCGGUCUUUCGGAAAACUUGGCUUUGUUAAUGAAUUUAAACAGAACCACGUCAACAGUUUUCGGUGACAUUUUGGAAUGGCAACAACAAAAUAAUGUGAAAACCGAAAUUAUGAAUGCCGUAACUCUAAACUUUUUAGAAGACGCGCGGUACUCCAAAUGCUUUUGCACCGAUUGAUGCAUUCUUGCUGGAUAAUUGCUUAACCGCUAUUGGAGUCGAAUCUAUAACCUCGACUGAACAACGCUCCAUACAAACUGGACGACCAUGUAAAGUUUGUUAAUGCGGUUGCUCGCUGAGCGUUCGAAUCCCACAAACAUUCGACCUGAACCCAGGAUGACAGCAACAUCAUAAAUCCUCUACUAGAAAUACAUGCAUGCAGCAACCCCUCACCUAUAUUUUCCAAACAUCGAAUUAAGAUGAAGUAUUUGGAUAUGGCCAAUACUGAACGCAGGCUCGUUCAAGUGUUGCCAUGACAACACGAUAUUUUUAAAUUUACAUUUUUUUAUAUUUUUUUGUACAAAACAGCAAAAUAGUUAAAAGAUUAGGACUUUAGCUAUACAACAAUAAAUUUCCGAAAUAUAUACUGUAUUUAUGUUAUUCUGCUUUUUGUGUGUUUUGAUUUCAUCCCCGACCCGACGGCGCGAAGCGCCGUGCGAGGGUACUAAUUCCCCCCGGCUAUUUACACCCGGGGAAACGAAAGCAUUAGCCAAGUCUAAAGUUUAUCAAUUAUCGCGGGCGUGGGUGACCAACGAUGGGUGGUCAUCCUCACUGAUCUCAAAAAUAUGCCGGACUGUCAUGAAUAGCGGACACUGAUUGGUCCAAUUCAAAGUUUGAUUAUAACGACUGCAUGACGACAGCGAAAUAGCAAACAUUUCUUGAUUUGAUAAUUGAUAAAUUUCUUGCAAAUAUAUUUCAUUUUUGCUCGCAUUUUUGCAAGAUUUUGUAAAUGUCAAGAAAGGAAGGGCGAAAGAAUCGGCUAAAAGAAGGGUGCCGACGUUAACGAAGGUAGUUUCGUUUUAAAUAUUGAUUGUGUGAUGGUUUUAAAACCCGACGGCCUUUGGCAUUGCGUAUAUGAAACAACUAUAAAAAAAGACAGCAUAUAAUUUUAGUGUAUCUUUAAUAUUUAUUCCCUUUUUUAUGAUAUUGAAUUUUUUAAAUAAAAAAGAAAGCAAAGUUAUUUGCAAGCGAGAAUUUGAAAUCAUAUUAUUGCAAACUCAAAGUUUAUCGAUAAAACCAUUUUAAAAGGCAGUUUAGUUUUAUAAAGAACACUAGUGACUUUAAAACGUUUUGCGAAGCGUUUGUCGUUGAAUUUUACCUUAAAUUGAGGCUUAUAUUACGUAUAAUAACAUAUAUACCUAACAUAUAUAUGUUGGGAAAUUAAUAAUUUUGAAAUUAAAAGUGAUAUUUUUAGGCCAUUUUUCAUUUGUAAGAUUGUAAGAAUAUUCUUAAAAAAUUAUCGUGUUACCAUGACAACUACUUUAGAUACUUCAUGUUCGGAAAAUACAAUGGUUUUGUCAGCAAGGCUGAGGCGAGGGUUUCUGCAUGCAUGUAUUUUCUAGUUUAACUAUUAAAACUACAUUUGCCGUAAAUAUGAUAAGUUCAAAUUGUUCGGUAAUUUCAGUUCCGACUUCAAAUCAAUUUGUUCUCCUUUACAUUUUAAGAUUCUUUCUUAAAUUAAACAGGAUAAUUAAGUUAGGAAACUUACAGCUUCGUUAGAAAGGAAAGUAGUUCAUGUUUUAGGCAAAAGUUAAAGCAACAAAAUUCAUUAACAUUAAUAAUUCAAAGCAAACUUGCCCCAAUUUUCACGAUUUCGCAUAGUCCAUCAAUUUUUCUUAUUUCUUCAAACAUUAAUUGCUUCAAAGCUCAUUGUGUGAAACGUGAUUUUCCAAAUAUAUGUUUCAGUUGGAAAAUUGAAAUAUUGCUUAUACCACUCCUGGCAAACAGCCAUAUUUUUUAGAUCAGUGAGGUCCACCCAUGAACCAUAGUCACGCGCCCGCGAUACUUGAUUAACUUUAGACUUCGCUAGUGCUUUCCUUUCCCCGGGUGUAAAUAGCCGGGCGGAAUUAGUACUCUCGCCCCGGGCUUACGCCCGGAACGGCGCUCCGCGCCGUUGGCUCGGGGAUAAUUAACGCCAAGGGGAAUAUGUUAUUUCAAGACAUGUUGCUGUUGUAAAAAGAUGAUAUUUUUGUGAAAAUUAUGAACAUAUCAAAGAAUGGCUUUGUUAAAACAAGAAAACGACUUGAUAAAGGAUUUACGAAAGGCAAAGUAAAACAGACUCAUGCCCUCAUUUCGAUUAUUGCAGUGAGGUAUGGGAUACCUUGGGCAUUGGCCUUUCAACUCGUCUUCAAAAACUGCAGAAUAGCGCGGCGAGAAUAGUAAUGGGUAUGACAAAUGAUACCCCUGGAUUAGAAGCAAUUACUGCCUUAGGGUAGGAAACUCUUGAGUCUCAACGAGCUAAGUCUAAGGCAGUACAAAUGUACAAAGUUUUAAAUGAUUUGGCUCCAAAUGCACUUGUUAAUCUUUUUAUGCGUAAAAGUGAUGUCACAGAUUACGAGCUAAGGGGUUCCUCUACAUCACUGCAAAUCCCUUUUCCCAGGACUGAAAAUAUUAAGAAAAGUUUUUUUACGAUGGGGCGAAAUUGUGGAAUUCCUUACCUGAAGAUUUGCGUGAUUAGGCUACCUUGCCAAUAUUUAAAAGUCGAAUUAGUGCUCACAAUUUCUCAUAAUAUAAUGUAAAUAUAAUUACUAUGGUAUAAUAUUAGGUUGACUAUUGUAAAUAUGUUCAUUUUUAAUGUUUGCUACUAUUUAUAAUGUAAUUGACACGUCCCUCGUGGAAAUCAGCGAAAGUUGACGAGGCUAGCGUGUGAUUUUUAAAUAAAGUUUAUCAUCAUCGUCAUGCAUUCAUACAUUAUGUUAACAAACAAAGUCAUUUCAAAAGCCCUUGGCCAGAGAAAGUUUUGUCAAAUUUUGGGAAAUUGCAACACGAAUAACUCAGUCAGCCUCAAUAUUAUAUACUACUAAUUACUAUAUUAUCUUUGUACACAUUCGAAGCAUCACGAAGAACAUCUCCUUUAAUUAUUAUUUACUCCUACCCCUAAAUUUGAUAUUUCUACUUUGAAAUGAACGAACGCCUUGGAAAAUGCAGCCCAAAACUUUGUAUACAAUACAGGCCCAUGGCGUGAACGUGAAUGAAAACUAUAUUAAACAAAUUCUUUCGGCUGAAACCUUCUUUAGAAUAUUCAAACUUUUGAAUGAACAGGAUUUUUAAUUAUAAUCUAAAAAAAAUAUUUCAUGGGGAAAAUUAAAUGAAAAAGCUUGUUGUUCAGCGAGACAGUUUUGAGAUUUUUUUAAAAAAUCAUCAAUCGAAAUUUCUCGUCCGACUAUUAUUUUGAUUUCAGUUAUCGAAAUCUAGCAUUAUUUGGAUUUUAGUUAUCGAAAUCGAACAUUUAUUGACCAAUUGGAAUGUAGGCAAUUUAUACUGAAUUGUUUACAGUUCUCUAACGAGAGUCUAAAUGCCCUUCUUCUGAACAGAAUGGAACGAUAUUUUAUUGGCUACGGGGAAAAUUACGGUGGUUCCAACAACCACAUAGUACAGGCUAAACUAAGUGUUUAGGUUUAUAUAAUUUCUUUAUUAUUUUUUAUCUAUUUAUAUAUAGGGUGAAUAAUAACAAUGAACGCAAAAUUUCACCGAAAAGAUAAAGCAAACUUCAUAUCUAAAGUCACACUCUGGUGGAUUGUUGAUCUUCUGUUGCGAGGACGAGUCAAGCCAAUAAAUCAAGAUGAUCUUGAUCCUGUCAGAGAAGAGGAUCGCUCGGAGUAUCAAACGAAAUUAUUGGAGAAGAUUUGGCAAAAUGAAAAGAUCUCAGCCAAUCAAGCAAAGAGAAAACCUAAACUCUGGAAAGCAAUGCUAAAAUAUUUUUCGUGGAAAGAAUAUGGAUUUCUAAGUUUUCUGUGUUUCGUUAUCAUGGCUGGAAAUAUUUUGUGUCGCUAUUCUGUUCUGAAGAUAAUUUACGCUUUGAGGAGUAGUAAUGAGCAUGAUCUCCAAUCCAGAAACCAGUAUCUCGUGAACGUAUGGGGAGUGAUUGCUGGAUAUUUACUUACAAAUUUUUGCACUCGACAUUUUAAUAUGAUCACACCCAGUUUGGGAAUAAAAUCUAGAGCAGCUCUUGUUGGUUUGAUCUACAAAAAGGUAAGUAUUUUUUAUCGUAUUUCAAGGUAAAGUUAGGUUUCGUGAGAUCAGAAACUAUAUUCCCUUAUUGAAGAUGUAUGGCACAGAUUGAGUGCUGAUUAAAUUCCAUGUGAAGAAAAACAGCUAUUUCCGGUCUCACUUGUAAACCGUUAAGAAUUUUACGAAAAUAAAAAAACACGUUGUUAACUGCGGGAAUUUUAUUUUCUCUCUUCAGUAUUUAAUUGAGGUCUGUUUUAACCUUUCAGGGCAAUCUUACAUUUUCGAAAUUAAUUUCCCCACUGAAAGAACUAUAUAUUCGUAAAUUUAAUGGACAAUUUUUUAAUUACAGGUGUUGACAUAUAGUAAAGCAACGAUAAACGCAGGCGAAAUAAUGGAAUUAGUAUGCAAUGAUACACAAUGUUUAGUCACAAUGGCAGACAGAACAUUCCCAUUUUUGAUUCGAAAGUGUAUUGCGGCUGCAAUAUACAUCAGCUGGCUUUUAUUCUUGUAUGGUUGGACAAUCAUUCCUGGCCUCCUUGUUUUUGCCAUUCUCUCUUUAUUUCGUAUCUUAAUCACGGAAAUCGAUCUUAAUUUACGACGAAAUGCUUCACACGUAGCAGAAGAACGCCUUGGAUACCUUCGAGAGGUUUUUACGAAGAUUCAAUUUGUCAAAUUGAAUUGUUUGGAACAUAUAUACGAGAACAAGAUUAAAACGACAAGAUGGUAAGUAUUUAGCCUUGUUGCCCAAAAAGUCUGGCGGUAAUAUACACCAAAACCACUAGCGGUAAAUUGUGACAUUACAUCGUUUACAACCAUGCACACUUUUAUUAUUUUUUGCGGGAAGACAUUCAGUUGAUGAUUUUUCGAAAUUUAUAUUUUGAAAAGUCUAAUUGCGGAACAGAACAAGGAUACUUGUUGACUAUAUCCAAUGUAAUGUUAACUCUAUAUGGCUAUAAACGUCUAUAAUUUGCGCUUUUUAACGUUUGUACGAAUGUGCCGUGUUUUAUGUCAAAGUACUAGUUUAAUAUCUAAAAAUGUAGAUAGUGAACACAACUUUUUGAAAAAUAGAUCUUCCAAAAGGCUGUUAUGUGCGG